GAAAGGAUGUCUAAAAAUUUCCGAAAGCUUUUUCGCUCUAUUAAAUGCCGUAAAUGCGCGUUAAUAUACUGUACGAUACUGCUACUAUACGAUUUUAAAUUUUUUUUAGUACUUAAUUUUAUUGGGUAGAAUCCGUGAACGUACAGUUCAUAUUUACUUGACUUUUACAGCAGAUGGGUAUAUCUUACCAGUUCCUGGAAAUGUGAAAUGUAGAGUUUAGACAGAGUGCUGGUGUUUUCAACUGAUUUUUAAAUUUUUUUUAUCUUAAUCGGUAUUCUUAUUGACUUCACAGGCCUUCCCGAACCUUUGAUUGAUUGACCGACAUUGACGCCAACCCCAGUUUACCUUAAUCAGUAAUUAGUGCUGCUUUUAACAAUGCACUGCAGUUUAUUGCCUUUACGCGCGACAAGGCACCAGCAGGUAGCAGUUGAGAGGUAAAUCACCGUAGUGCUCACCGGAUACACGAUCCCUUAUUGUGCGUCAGUUUGAAUGACGGAUCCGAGUCAGCGGUGGGCGAGUUACUCAUUAUCGUCAUGGUCACGGUUCCCACGAAUAGUUCCAGUUCGGCCACUUCCACUGCGGAGCCUCUGACGAAGCCUCUCCUAGGUGAACGCCAACGUACUGCUCCCAUGGCAUCUUUAAGUCGGACAGUUUUGAUCAACAGUGCCCAGCAGGGAAAAUUCAAAACGAAUGUUGUCAGAACGACCAAGUAUAACGUUCUCUCAUUCCUGCCCCUCUUCCUUUUUGAAUCUUUCCGACGAUACUCAAACGCAUUUUUUGCAUUUAUCGCAGCCCUACAGCAGAUCCCCGAUGUUUCCCCCACAGGUCGAUGGACCACACUCGUUCCACUGACAUUUAUCCUUUUUGUUUCGGCGUGCAAGGAAAUUUUUGAGGAUUUUAAACGAAGAAUCUCAGAUAAUGACGUUAACAAUCGGACUGCUUUGGUUAUGCGCAAUAACGAAUUCACACCAGUGCGCUGGCGCUUGAUCCGCGUUGGAGACAUCGUUAAGGUGCAUUCUAAUGAGGAAUUUCCCGCUGAUCUGAUAUUACUCUCUUCCAGUGAGCCGCAGGGUAUUUGCUACAUUGAAACGGCUAACCUGGACGGAGAAACAAGCCUAAAAACACGAUCAGCUUUGGAGCAGACGCAUACAUUUUUUAGCCGGAAUGAUGGUCACAGCAGUGCUGAAGCUGCAGUUGAUUUCAAUAUUGCUGCGAGUAUUGAAUGCGAGGCUCCAAAUCGACUUUUACAUGAAUUUACGGGAAAUCUAAAUUACAAUGGCCAGACUAUACCGCUAAAUGCCGAUCAGCUACUGCUCCGUGGGGCUCGGUUGAAAAAUUCCGAAUGGAUAUAUGGUGUAGCGGUAUAUACGGGUGACGACAGCAAAUUGGUGCAAAACAGCAAAAAAGGAGCGAUGCUACUUCUAAAAAGAUCGCAAAUGGAUGAAGUUGCCAACCGUCAAAUUAUCAUCAUGUUUAUUUUACUAGUGGUCGUAUGUAUUAUUAGUGGUUCGGGAAAUGCGAUCUGGAGAACUUAUCAUACUUCCGACUGGUAUAUAAAGCCGAUGCUGGAAUCUCAGAAUUUUGGAUUUAGCUUCUUGACAUUUUUCAUCCUGUACAACAAUCUGAUACCGAUCAGCCUUCAGGUUACAUUGGAAAUGGUGCGGUUCUUCCAGACGCUUUUUAUUGCCUGGGAUUACGACAUGUAUGAUCCUAUUUCGGAUACCCCGGCUGUAGCGCGCACGUCCAAUUUAAACGAAGAUCUUGGACAAAUAAAAUUCGUCUUCUCCGAUAAAACUGGAACUAUAACAGAGAACAAGAUGAUAUUUCGCCAGUGCAGCAUAGGCGGUGCGGUUUUUGGUACCGUAAACGUCAAGUCGGAUCAGUACGUGGACAGCAACAUGGGUGAGACACUUGCAACCGAUACACCGCUCGCAAAAGCCGUCAACGAUUUUCUGCUGGUGUUAGCCCUUUGUCAUACUGUUGUCCCAGAAGUGAACCCCAAGGAUGCCGACCGACCGUUUUAUCUGGCAUCAUCUCCGGAUGAAGCGGCCCUCGUCAGUGCGGCAGCGCAAAUGGACUACAUUUUCCUGAAGCGCAAUCCCAACAAAGUGACCGCUCAUAUUAAGAACUGGAAGACCAAACAAUUUCAGAACGUUGAUUAUGAAUUGCUGGAUGUCCUGGACUUUGAUUCUGAUCGCAAGCGAAUGUCGGUGAUUGUCCGCGCACCCACCGGUCAAAUACUCCUCUUAUGUAAGGGCGCCGAUACGGUUAUCUGUGAUAGACUCGCUCCCAAUCAGCCGUUAUUGGAUGUCACAAUGCAGCACUUGGAAGAUUUUGCCAAAUUAGGAUUGAGGACAUUGUGUGUUGGCUCAGCGGAAUUGGCGCCGGAUGUGUAUGCGGCGUGGAAGGAGAAGUACACGGAGGCAUCCAAGGCCAUGGAGAAACGAAAAGAGAAGGUGUCGGAAGUCUCCAGUUUGAUUGAAAAAGACCUGAAGCUGUUGGGCGCCACGGCUAUCGAGGAUCGCUUACAGGAAGGUGUACCAGAAUGCAUCGCGAAACUUUUGGACGCCGGCAUGCGGGUAUGGGUUCUGACCGGCGACAAAGUGGAAACUGCCAUUAACAUUGGUUAUUCCUGUAGCCUGCUCAAGCAGGACAUGCCUAUCUGGCGCAUCACCAGCCCCACAUUACAGGGCGUUGAGAAUGAUGUGAAAAAAUUUCGUCAUGAAUUAGGAGACUCACUGAAAAAGGAAAAUAAUCACAUCGGCUUGGUGAUUGAUGGAAAAGCGUUGUCAUUCGCUCUGGAUCCGACAAUCCGAAAGCAUUUCCUGGAGCUGGCCAUUUCUAUGAAAUCCGUUCUAUGCUGCCGAGUGAGUCCGAUGCAGAAAGCUGAUGUGGUGCAGUUGGUCCGGUCGGAUAAUCCCAAAGUGGUUACACUGGCUAUCGGCGACGGAGCCAAUGAUGUGGCCAUGAUCCAAACAGCCCAUGUUGGUGUCGGAAUCAGCGGGAAAGAAGGUCUUCAGGCUGUGUGCGCUUCCGACUAUGCGAUAAGUCAGUUCCGGUUUCUGCAAAAACUGCUGCUCGUUCAUGGUGCAUGGAGUUACGAGCGCAUCGCCAAAUUGAUCUUAUAUUGCUACCACAAAAACAUCACGUUGUAUAUUAUGCAGUUUUAUUAUGCCAUUGCCAGUUCUUUCUCUGGGCAGACCAUGUUUGAACGGUGGACUAUUGGUUUAUACAAUCUGGCGUUCACAGCGGCUCCACCUUUUAUUUUAGGAAUAUUCGAUCGCAGUACAUCGGAUAGCACGCGCAUGGAAUAUCCCGCGUUGUAUCAGCCCGGACAGACAGGCGCAUUUUUUAAUUUUAGGGUGUUCUGGCGUUGGAUCGCUACGGCACUGUUUCACGCAGCCAUAAUUUUUGCCUUCACGUAUUUUAUGUUUACCCAUGAAACUUUGUGGUCAGAUGGGCUGAAUUCGGGAGGAUUUGUUUUCGGUGCGGCAGCGUACACGUAUGUCAUUAUGGUUGUGUGUUUGAAAGCCGGCUUAGAAAUGAAUUCCUGGACAUCGGCAUCUCAUAUCGGAAUCUGGGGGAGCAUCCUAUCGUGGUUUAUUUUUCUACCGAUUUACGCCAAUUUAUGGCCGCAUCUUUUGAAUUUCGGAGAAGAUUUUGUGGGAGUGGAUCGGGCAUUGUUCGGGUCGUGGCUGUUCUGGUUCGGCCUACUCUUAGUUCCUGUUGUUACAUUGAUCUUCGACAUUUGCUACAAAAUCUACAUUAACCUGUUUCAUCCCAGUGUGGUGGACAGGGUGCGCCAGAUAGAACGACAGAAGAAGCAGAAAUCCCUGCAGAAUAUGAAAGAACUGCAGCCCCAUCCGCAUGACAACUUUCCGCUGGCCGACGUGGAGAUCGGUUCGCCGGGCAGAGGUUAUGCGUUUUCGCAAGAGGAAAACGGUGCCAUCUCGCAGUCCACAUUAGCCAUGCACGAAGACACGGAAGCGCAUUAUCAGGAGCGACUAGCGCGGAGGUCGCGGGAAAGCUUGGUUUCUUUUAGCAAACGAGGCAGUCCGCGCUCCCUUCCUACACCAAGAAGGAACAAAUCAGCGCUUAAAGUGAAAAACUUGUGAAUGUCUAACGUUUUUUUCUUGGCAGUUUUCUUUUGUUUUACUUGAAUUUUUUUGAAUGUGGAGGCUGUUUUGCUGAAAUGGUAUCUGUGUUAAUUUUGUUGACUGUACAGAGCAUUUAACUUUAAAUGUGUCAAUAAUCUGAUGACAGUUGAUUUUUGAUCGUUUUUCUGUUACCUUUUAUUGCAAUAAUAAUAAUAC
Messenger RNA from Paramacrobiotus metropolitanus, 4313 nucleotides. Its product is annotated as probable phospholipid-transporting ATPase IA. Bases 534 to 4115 code for a protein of 1193 amino acids. Lineage: Eukaryota; Metazoa; Tardigrada; Eutardigrada; Parachela; Macrobiotidae. Gene Ontology annotation, molecular function: ATP binding; magnesium ion binding; ATPase-coupled intramembrane lipid carrier activity. The record is from RefSeq and is a predicted model, not a curated record. The transcript has 4 exons. Gene Ontology annotation, biological process: phospholipid translocation. Gene Ontology annotation, cellular component: plasma membrane.